This is a messenger RNA of Camellia sinensis, 1652 nucleotides long. The record is from RefSeq and is a predicted model, not a curated record. Lineage: Eukaryota; Viridiplantae; Streptophyta; Magnoliopsida; Ericales; Theaceae.
AUGAUGCUCAUCAUCGAGUUUAUGUUCAUCGAUCUGAGGAAGCAAAACAACAGGAUAACAACAGGAUCUACUAGAGGUGAAGCCAAUCUGUUGAUAACUCGAGGAUUAGUCGGAAGAUUAUCCAAUACUCCCAAUGUUGGAUUUGCUUAUGAAAUUCAAGGAGUAACUGAAUUUCUUACAUCUCGAGGAGUCAAAGCCAUCCCAGGAGAACAAGUUCCCACUGAUGUCUUACGAGGUCGUAAUUGGAUUAUAAGACCACCAGCCAGAAGGAUACAUCCUCAACAGCCAACAACUGCUGUCUCUCGAAAUUUGCCGGGAGGAAAUUUUAGCUUGCGAUUCGGAGAUUAUGUAGCGGCUCAACGUGCAGACCCAGUUCAUUAUGAUUCAAAUGAUAAUGAAACCAUGCAAUCUGACGAUGACACUCAUUCUAUUCAGAAUGAAUCCCGUAAUCGGCAAGAAACACUGUUAUUCUUUGAAGAGCAACCAAAUGUCUUCAAAGAGACUUUGGAACAAGCCAGCACUCGAUAUGCAGAGUUUCAACGGCGAACGGAAGGUGGUGAAAGGAGGAGAUCAUCCAAAUCACAUCCGGAACCGGAAACCGAUUCUGAUGCUGAAUCAUCCUAUCCUCCUCCACAACGGUCUAGACGACAGAAGCAGAAGGACAAGAAAAAGGAAAAACUUUGUCGAACCUGCUAUCCUAUGAGUGAAUAUGAAGGAUUUGAUGCUGUUCAAUUCAUCAAAAUGUUACCACAAGCGACCAGGCCAACUCGAGCAACUGAUGGAGCUGUAGGCUAUGAUUUAACAUCAAUAGCCAUGUAUGUUAUCCCAGCUCAAGGAAGAAUGUUAAUUUCCACUGGUAUAGCCAUGGAAAUACCCUGUGGACUUUAUGGUCGAAUUGCCCCAAGAUCUGGGCUUGCUUUAAUACAUGGGAUAGAUGUCGGCGCAGGAGUGAUUGACCCUGAUUAUAGAGGAGAAGUUAAGGUGCUCCUUUUUAAUCACAAUCAGGAGGAAUUCAUAGUUCGUGCCGGUGACAGAAUUGCUCAGAUUAUUUUCGAGAAGGUUUCUUUACCAAGGAUGGUGGAGAAAGAUGCUCGCAAUCUAUGUGACAUUCGGAAUGAUGACAGGAAUGAUGCUCGCAACUGGAGGAGCACUGAAGGAUUUGGAAGCACAGGGAGAGCUGCUUUGGAGUAUAGACGUGAAGACUCAGACUCUGACUCUACGCUCAAUGUUAUCGCUAUGAUGGAGGAAGAAGCAGAAACAGAAUACCCGCAGAUCACGAAGUUGAAGGCUUUGAUCGCAAAAAGACAACAACAACAGCCUCAGUAUCUGUUAUCCUCAUCAUCAGCCGUAACCUCUCAUUAUAAUCCUCCACAGGAUUCAAUGAUGGGACCUCCAGGCUAUCCACCAGCCACAGGACAUGGUCCUUCCAUUAACAUUCCUGAAAGACCUUCUUAUACAGGAGGACGAUCGAAUUUCCGACGAGGAGCUAAAGACGAAAUGUGGAACUUACCAUCCGCAAUGCACCAUACAGGAGCUAUGUUUGUCAUUCCACAAUCUCUUGGAAGAUUUGAUGAUGCUUUCAUGAGAUGGGAAUCGAUCACAAGGUCAUAUGUUGCUUCUCAAGGAUUUACAGAUGUUCGAGAUAAACUCCU